AUGGUUGUCUCCUCUAUGCAGCAUCACCCCCAUCACCAGCAACAGGGUCCUGUUCCUCCCCAUCUACAACACUCGAGACCCUCGAGCAUUGUGCACCAGCAUCACAACCAGGCACCUCAGCAACCGCCUCAACACCAGAGUGCCUAUUCCUCGGGUCACUCUGUCUAUCAGCAGCCGCCUCAGGCCAACAACACUCAGGAUCAUCUGCCUUACUACCCGCAUCCCAGUCCCUACAGCACCCCUGGCGCAACAAGCGGAUAUACAUCCGCAGACACCGGAGACAUGAUGGCCACGUCGAUAAGGCCUCCCUACCCGCCCAUGACCUCCUACCAUACCCCCCAGUCGAACUCGCCAGCAUCGGUCGCGUCGCCUUCGGGGCAUGAUCAGCAAAGGAGCAUCUACGGACAAGCCCCUUCGCAGCUACACCAGCAGUCCAUGUACUAUGGCGCUCCUCAGCAUCCGCAGUACUCGUCGAUGCCGGCGCAAACUGCGCCCUCGCCGUAUGCGCAACACGCCCAGCAGUCCCACCAGUCGAUAGCCUCCCAGCCCAGCAUGAUGAUGUCUCACACCGCGCCGCAGCACCAGACAAGCCACCAGGCGACGCUGAAUGCUCAGACAGGAAUGGCAACGGUCAGCCCUCGCCAGGGCAAGAUUGAGACUCAGCACGGCAUGAACCAUCAGAUGCAGAGAAACAGUGCCCCCGUACCGCUCGCUGGCGGCGCCCCGUCGACUACUCCUCAGAACGGCACGACGCCCACUGGAUCGGCAUCUGGCGUGAACCCUAACGCGGCUCCCGGCCCGAUUCCCGCAACAACACCACUCGUCGUUAGACAGGAUCAAAACGGUGUUCAGUGGAUUGCUUUCGAGUACUCUCGCGACAGGGUCAAGAUGGAAUACACAAUCCGCUGCGACGUGGAAUCGGUUAAUCAGGAUGAGCUGUCUCCCGAGUUCAAGACCGAGAACUGCGUUUAUCCUCGCGCGUGCUGCCCCAAGGAGCAGUACCGUGGCAACCGUCUGCAGUACGAGACUGAGUGCAACACAGUCGGUUGGGCGUUGGCUCAGUUGAACCCGCCCCUCAGAGGCAAGAGAGGGCUCAUUCAAAGGGCGGUGGACAGCUGGCGUAACAGCAACCAAGAUCCGCGACUCAGAUCCCGCCGCGUGCGGCGAAUGGCCAAGAUGAACCACCGCAACAAGGCCGGUUCAGCAACCCCCCAUCCUGCCCACAUGGCCGGUCCCACCGGCCCUGCUGGCAUCUCGACACCGGCAGCAAUGGGCUCCAGCGGCGCUGCCGCCAUCAACAAGCCUGGAAUUAAUAAUAUGGGUACGUCGAUGCACCAUCACCAUGCCCACGAUAAUGGAAAUGCUCAGGGAGGAGGAGACGAAGUCGGCGAUGGGGAGUACGGUGACGACCAACAGCACCACCACCACCAUCAUCACCAGGCUCCCUCCCAGGGUAGCUCUGACGAAAGACCAGCCCAGGUUUUCUCCAACCACGGCUCGUAUCCCAACGGUGCGCCAUACGGUUCGUCCGCAAUGCCUUCGAUCCACGACACCCUCAGUGGCUCUCCGCAUGCCAGCGGCACCGGUCCUGUCACCGCUCGUCGCACAACGACCCCCGGCCGCGGCACCGCCCGUGAUGAUGAGCCCGAGGAUCUCUUCCCCGACAUUCCCGAAGCAAAGAAGCGCAAGUUCAUUCUGGUCGAGGACAGCGACAGGCACAGCCGUCUCCGCGUGAGAGUUACUCUUGACGGAGUCGACACGCGCGAGAUUCCCGACAGUUUCCGCAAGGGAGCUAGCGUCUACCCUCGCUCUUACUUCCCUCGUGAGAUGCAAAGCCCACCUCCGAGUGCCACUGGCAGCAAGUUCUUUACCGAUGACUUGAGCGACGUGGAGGAUGACGGUACCACCGAUACGGAGGGCCGUCGCGCAGCAAGGGGUACCAAGCGGAGCGGCAGAGUCAUGGUCAAGGUGCCGAUGGGCGAAAGCCAGGAGGGCGAGAUCGCCAUCCCCCGGAUGAGGAGAGCGUUCCGUGGAAAGGAGGUGCGGCUCAACGACUUGGGCUAUCGCAUGGCCUGGCUCCAGAGCAGAGUUUUUGCCGGAAGGACGGUAUUCUUGCAGCGUGCUUUGGACUGCUACCGAAACAAGACCCGAACUGCCAUCGAAGGCAUGAUGCAAGACGUCAAGACGGCUGCGCCGCAUUACGAGACCCGCGUUGGAAAGCGCAAGUGGAACGAGCGCAUGCGAUACGGCGAGAAGAAGGAGGAGGAAUCUUAA
Neurospora tetraspora is the source of this 2274-nucleotide messenger RNA. RefSeq lists its product as uncharacterized. Lineage: Eukaryota; Fungi; Ascomycota; Sordariomycetes; Sordariales; Sordariaceae. The transcript has 4 exons. Bases 1 to 2274 code for a protein of 757 amino acids. The record is from RefSeq and is a predicted model, not a curated record.